Molecule: messenger RNA, 5177 nt
Organism: Amoebophrya sp. A25
Lineage: Eukaryota; Dinophyceae; Syndiniales; Amoebophryaceae
Source: the annotation of a GenBank genome assembly
AAGUAACCUUAUAGCUGAAAAUAGGUACUUAACAACUACAACUGAGAACUAGUACAAUUGCAAACAAUGGCUCCCAAAAAAAAUGAGCCCCCACCCCCACCUGCGGAGGAUGAGGGGCCUCCUCCACCGCCAGAAGUUUACACCAAAUGCUUCGAAAUAGAUGGUACUUAGUAGAAGGUUAUACUGUAGAAUGAAGUAGUACCCCCGUACUGUUGACUACAUAAUAUUAUACGAGAAUGAAGUGCAAUUGUAAUAUUGGUUUUUUGCGACAUUCCACUACAUGGAGGUUGACAUAUGUUUCAGGGUCAGGUCACCAGUUUCAUCGCUACAAUACCUUCCAGUUGAAUCAUCACAUACACAUCACAUACACAUCUACGUCUUCUUUCCACCUUCCCUCAUCAAUUACAACCACCCAGGCCAGCUCUACUACGGCGAUGUUAUCGAAAAGGUUCCUGCUGAAGGUGAGGAACCAGGUGAGGGGGUGACGAGCUACGUCCAACACGGGAAGGGAAUGACCAUAUGGUCAAAGAAAUCACGGAGUGGAAGGCAAAUCGUCUUCAAAAAACAUCAAGGUACCCAUUAACAUAGUUGUAGAGAGUGUUUACUCAUUUUAGUUUUAUUCGAAGAACGUUUUAUUCGAAGAAGGGGUCGUGUUUUAUUUGAAGAACAUUUUACCUUUAAGGUCGUGAGGGAACUAAUUCACUGUGGGUCACUGUCAUUCAAAGGAUGAAAGACAACAAUUUUUAAUAAGAAAGUAUGAGUACUAUCUAUUAGUAUUUCAUUCCCACCAGGUGAUUAUCUCGAAAACGAGAUGACGGGGGAAGGAACGAUCGAGUACUAUGACGGUUCAGCGUACAAGGGCCAGCUUGAAUUAAGGCUUGUUCUAUAUUAAGUUGAGCCAUCGUACGUCGUCUUCAGGAGUUUCAAAGAACCCAUCUUUGUUCCCAGAACAACAAAAGAAGCCAAGAAUGGACGGGAAAGGUAGAAAUAGGGUGCUUAAGUGGGAGUUGUCUAUCUCCACCAGAAUGGAAUAUCUCAUCACGUGAUGGAUUUUGUCGUGCAUGGAAACUCUUCUAAUCAAAAAGGGGAAUUUCGAAGGAGAGGGUAUCUACACGUGGCCAAAUAAGAGCUUUUACACAGGACAAUGGCUGGGAAACGAAAUGCACGGAUCAGGGCAAUUUCAAGUGGAUUGGUCUGGUAUAUUGAAGAGGGGUUUUCUAGACUGUUUGUCUUUGAUUCGCGUAGGUAUGACAUUGACAAUUACUGGUCUUGCCUUUGGCAGUUGCUAGUCUAUGGUGGAACAGUAGUUGUUAUGUGUUGGCUUCCUACUGUGAUGUGAAAUUAACGUACGAUCGAAUUCCUCAUAAACAAACAAGAUCAACAGGCAAAUUCCGAGCUGGAGCCUUCCACCGAAAUUGCGUCCAGAAUAUCCGACAGGAUAAAGACGAGAAAAAAUGGGUGGACAUAUUGGAGGAGGUGAAUCAAAUCGAAAUCGAGGAGUUGAGCAAAACAGCUCUACGAAACGAUAUCGCUCUAGACGAAGGCAGCGUUGUGGUGACAUGUAGCACACCAGAGUUAUGAGAAGGUUUUUGGUUGGGGUUGGCUGUUGUUGGAUGUUUGCAUGAUGUUUGCUGGUAGUAGAAAAAACUUCUUAAUAGACCAGAUCAUAAAGAGUUUUGAUCAUGGUACUAGCAGCUAGGAAGUGCUUCGAGAUACACAGUUUGCAUGCCCAUCUUCUAACUCUGGAGCUGCAGAAGUGCAUUCGGACAAUGAUAGACGAACAUAACUUAGUCCCCCUCCUGGUGCCGGAUCAUAGCUUCGGAAGUGGUAAACCUCGUGAUCAUUUCCUGUUGUUAUGAAGUCUCUUUACCUGCUACCCUUACUUUUUCUUCCUAGUUAGCUUGGCUCCACCCGUAAUAUUGACCUUGUUUGCUGGCAGGGGACUAGUACUGUCUAAGACACAAAUGAAUGACUUGUUUCCGAUGGAAAAAGACAACGACACGCUACAGGUAGUUUCUCCCCAAUGGACUGGAUUCACAUGUUAGCGGAGGCGAAGACAGCUGCUUAUGCAGACGAAAGAAAGGCUGCCGAGGAGGCCGCAGAGGCGGCAGACGGAGGCGAGGGAGAAGCAGCGGAGGAAGGAGGUGAAGAAGAAGGGGGUGCGAAAGUUAUGAUUCGCUUUGUUCCCCAACAUAAGUAAUCCUCCUGAGCGAUGAAAGAGUAUCUCAUUCAUUCUGAAUAUAGGUAUGAGCUAAGCCUGCUCUACCUAGAUCAAUUAAAGUGGGAUUCUAGGGUAAUUGGGGAGGCUCGUGAUCGGACAGACAAUGGGUUCAAUGCGUAAGUUCUUGUUGUACUAAAUUCAGCACGAAGGUGUACUAGUGAAGAAGUACUUAGCUUCUAGUUCGUAGGAGUGCAACGAACUCCUAAUUGGACAACCUCUUUCCAACUGAUCAUGUUGGUAAAGAAGUUGGUCCCCCAUAUAAGAUUAAGAAGUCUCGAACUGCAUAAGGUUAAGAAGUCUCCCCAGAUGUUGAUAACAACACCGAGCAGAGGACUACUUACUAUUGCCGCAUACCUUUACAGGUUCACUCAUAUAAAACAUCUAGAAUAAACAAAGCACUAGUCGUUGUUCCCCUUUCAUCUCUGCAGGAGCCUCCCGUCAGAAAGUAGUGCCUUUGUGGCAGACGCCGAUUACGACACUGCAGUCGCGAACAGUGCACGUGGGCCACAUUAGUAAGAUGAAGCGGAGAGGCUACGACCACUCGACGCCGCUUUUUACUGCGCUCCAGACUUCUCUUCUAGCAGAGGAGACUUUUUGUUAGGGACCACAGUGAUGAGAAAGUUACACUCAUCGUCAUCUCAAGCACUGCUCUCUCCGCUGCAGAGCUUAUUACAGGAAAGGGGGGAUGUACAAUGACAAUGAACAUACAACGUUAUAUAGGGGUGCACAACGGCUGAGAAAGAUCGCUCAAGGUCGUUUGGAAUUACAUGGUUAUGUGUACAACAAGUAGGAUGGUGAGUUGAAUUGAUAGAAGGUGACAUUUUUAGAUUCGUUAAAGGAAAAUUUUGGAACUCUCCCAUCUCUAAGGCACUCUAGUUUUCGACCAGUACGACGACGUCAAGCUGCCAAAAGACAACGACAUACCUCUGCCACUGGAAAAACGUAGUUUGUAAGUUUUGAUGUUGUAGUACAUCUAGCCAAAGAUAUUGAUCUUUGUAGUACAGUACUAGCUAUUAUUAUUGGUAUGCAAGUCUAGCAACAUCCGUUCAUUACUUUAGCACGUAUAUACUUGUCACUACAGCCCCAGCCUCACCGAAUCCUGGGGACCCAGCAGAGGACGAAAUAGUUGCGCCGGCGCCAGUUAGUAUCAUGUCACGAGCCUUGGAGUUAGAGAAAGAACGGCAGAAAAUACACAAAGAAAAACCGGCACCUAAAGUUACGAGAAGUCAAGUAGUUUUUAGAAAACUGGGUGAUGGAUUUGUAGAAAAGAAUUCAGUGUAGUUAAUAGCACAUCAUUAUUUUCAUGGCUGGUGCGUCGAACUAAAUCGAAAAAUUUGUAAAUGUAAAUGUCGUAAAAAAAACUCCUCAUAUUAUAUAUACCAAAAAUGUGGCUCUUUCCCUCACUCGCAGAUCCUUCCCACUCCUCUCUCCCCUCACUCCUUCAUACCUUAGUGGCAAUUGAAAGAGUUUUACGAUGAAUGCAGCUUGCCGAUUCGGCUCUUCAACCCGAAGCUAUUCCACAGCAAACAGGGAAAGAUACAUGAGUUGAUCCUAGACUACGCCUUGAGUCGGGAAAAGAAAGUGGGGAAGGUAGAAUUGUUCUUGAUUGAAAUUAUACCAUAUCUCUGUCAAGUAAAAAAAAUCGUAAUCUUUGUUCUUGUGGAAGUAGAUGUGAUCUGGUGUUUCAUCUUCUAAGAAAGAAUACCAAUACUCUUUGGAAGUGGAACAUCUUACUAGAUUGAUAUCCUGAUCUUCUAGUCGUAAGCUGCGAAAGUUCUUCACGAGGCUUCAGUUUCUUUCUCAUAUUCUUUUCUACGGACUUGCUUCUCGACAUAUAUCAAACUACCUAUUACUUACACAGAUCGGCAUCCCCCCACGACCGGAGGGCGAGGCGGCACCGCCAGAGGGCGAAGAAGGCGAUCCGGGUUCCGUUGUCGGCCUCGAUAUUCAUGGUGACGUCGUCGACGAAAACGUCUUUUACCGAUUAGACUUCGUUUAUGGCAUAGGAGCGCUACCUCCUUUAGUAAACAAGAGAUCUGGUUUAGUAGAUGUAGACAUGAAGAUAAGAUUAAGGUAGAUGAAGAGGAGUUGGAGUCUAGGCAAGCUGCCGAAUAGAUCCGAGUCAUGAGUUUUAGAGGAAUUGGAAUUACUGGCGUUACAGUAAGAGUACUACUAGUUGAGGAACUAGUAGGUCCUAGAGGUAAGGAUUCUGAACUCAUCAUUCAAAUGUAGUAGAAGAUUAAGGUUUUUUUGCACUUAAGUUUUGAUUGUUUGAUCCUCCACUGACGAGAAUUUUGAGCCUCCUACUUUCUCUAAUGCCCACUCGUCGUUGACCAGCCAGUGGUGAUCCGCUACGAAGAGACCAGAGAGGUUGAUGUGCACACGCAACUGGCAGAGCGUUUCGGUGAGCACUUCCCACUCCAUAGAUGCGGUGUGGUGUGUUGUACUAUGGGAAAGUGAAACCACGUCGCAUUAUGGUAAAUAAUGCAUAGAUAUGAGAACAAAGGCUACUAUGAUUUUCCUAACUACUAGGACCAUGUUGAUUUUCAGAACUCUUUGUGAUGAAGAUGAAUUCGAGUCUAGAUGAUUUUUAGAACAAGAUCUGCUGAUAUUACGUAGACAGUAUCAUGGAGCUGAACUUGUGGAAGUUGACAUAAUGGAUAAAAACAAUAUUCACAACCUAAACAAAUCAGACCUGUCCUUGUGAGACAUUGCUUUCCUCGUUUUUUUUGUAAGUGCUUGUGGUCCCACCAGGUGUGGAGGCUCAGCGGCGGCAUCCUAUCCUAUCCUAUCCAUCGACGAAUGAAUAAUGUGUCUGAUGGAUUUUUCUAGUCACAGAGAUCGAAAAGAGAAGGAACCGGAACACGCCUUCCUCAGAGGACAACAAGGUGGAAGAACAAAUACAAGAUGAGGUCAGAAGGGAAUUCAAUACAGUGACUGCCGAAUUUGAUUUGAG